This is a messenger RNA of Andrographis paniculata, 3720 nucleotides long. RefSeq names its product DNA-directed RNA polymerase II subunit RPB2-like. The record is from RefSeq and is a predicted model, not a curated record. Gene Ontology annotation, molecular function: ribonucleoside binding; DNA-directed RNA polymerase activity; DNA binding. Lineage: Eukaryota; Viridiplantae; Streptophyta; Magnoliopsida; Lamiales; Acanthaceae. Gene Ontology annotation, biological process: DNA-templated transcription. Gene Ontology annotation, cellular component: RNA polymerase II, core complex. The coding region runs from base 1 to 3720 and encodes 1239 amino acids. The transcript is spliced from 26 exons.
AUGUAUGGAGGUGCGUAUAACUACUCGGACCCGAAUCCGGGCCAUCACGUGGUGGAUUUGCAUGAGGAGGAUGAAGAUGAUGAGGAUGAGAAUUUGGAGGAAGAAGAAGACAUGGAAUCGAAACAGAUAUCGCAGGAGGAUGCAUGGGCUGUGAUCAGUGCUUAUUUCGAGGAGAAGGGCUUGGUGAGGCAGCAAUUGGAUUCCUUCGAUGAGUUCAUACAGAACACAAUGCAGGAGAUCGUCGACGAGUCCGCUCACAUCGAGAUCCGUCCCGAGUCCCAGCACAAUCCCGCUCGAUCAUCCGAUUUUGUCGAGACUGUAUACAGAAUCAAAUUUAGUCAGAUAUACCUUAGCAAGCCUAUGAUGACAGAGUCCGAUGGCGAAACCAACACUCUGUAUCCGAAAGCAGCGAGGUUGAGGAACUUGACAUACUCAUCACCAUUGUACGUGGACGUCACGAAGAAAGUCGUGAGAAAAGGGCAUGAAUGCGAAGAGGUUGCAGAGACUCAAGAGUUCACCAAAGUUUUCAUUGGAAAGGUUCCGAUAAUGCUGCGCUCGAGUUAUUGUAGUUUGUACAAUCUAUCAGAAAAAGACUUGACAGAUUUGGGGGAGUGCCCGUUUGAUCAGGGAGGAUACUUUAUAAUAAAUGGGAGUGAAAAAGUUCUCAUUGCUCAAGAGAAGAUGAGCACAAAUCAUGUUUAUGUUUUCAAGAAGCGCCAGCCGAACAAAUACGCUUAUGUUGCCGAAGUUAGAUCCAUUGGCGAAUUCCAAAACAAGGCACCUAGCGGCAUGUUUGUUCGAAUGCUUUCAAGACCUGGUGCAAAGGGGGGAACCUCUGGUCAGUACAUUCGAGCUACACUGCCCUACAUUCGAACUGAGAUACCGAUAAUUAUAGUGUUUCGCGCGUUAGGUUUUGUGGCAGAUAAAGACAUUUUAGAACAUAUCUGCUAUGAUUUUAGUGAUGUGCAGAUGAUGGAGUUACUCCGGCCUUCUUUGGAGGAGGCAUUUGUUAUACAAAAUCAACAAGUUGCUCUUGACUACAUUGGCAAGAGAGGUUCUACCGUAGCCGUUACAAAAGAAAAAAGAAUUAAGUAUGCGAAAGAAAUUCUCCAAAGAGAGAUGCUUCCGCAUGUCGGUACUGAGGAAUACUGUGAAACUAAGAAAGCUUAUUAUUUUGGGUAUGUUAUUAAUAGACUAUUACUUUGUGCACUUGGAAGAAGAGCAGAGGAUGAUCGUGAUCACUAUGGAAAUAAGAGGCUCGAUCUUGCUGGCUCCUUGUUAGGAGGCUUAUUUCGCAUGCUAUUCAGAAAAUUGACGAGGGAUGUUCGAUCUUAUGUGCAGAAGUGUGUUGAUAAUGGGAAGGAUGUGAAUUUGCAAUUCGCAAUCAAAGCGAAAACGAUCACUAGUGGCCUCAAGUAUUCUCUUGCCACAGGAAACUGGGGACAAGCGAAUGCAGCCGGUACUAGAGCAGGAGUCUCCCAGGUGUUGAACCGUUUGACAUAUGCAUCGACACUUUCUCAUCUACGCAGACUAAACUCACCUAUUGGUCGAGAGGGCAAACUGGCUAAACCCCGGCAGCUUCAUAACUCGCAUUGGGGAAUGAUGUGUCCUGCAGAAACGCCGGAGGGACAAGCUUGUGGACUGGUGAAGAAUCUUGCACUUAUGGUGUAUAUAACAGUAGGAUCAGCAGCACAUCCGAUUUUGGAGUUCUUGGAAGAAUGGAGUACAGAGAGUUUCGAGGAAAUAUCACCAGCUGUUAUUCCUCAAGCUACCAAAGUAUUCGUUAAUGGUACUUGGGUUGGAAUUCACCGUAACCCCGAGCGACUCGUUAAGACUCUGAGGAACUUAAGAAGACAGAUCGAUGUGAAUACAGAGGUUGGAAUUAUCCAUGAUAUUCGUCUUAGGGAGCUUCGGCUGUACACAGACUAUGGUCGCUGCAGCCGUCCUUUGUUCAUCGUCGAAAACCAAAUGCUGCUCAUACAGAAGGAGGACAUUCUUGCAUUGCAGCAACGGGAGUCUGCUGAUGACUACAGUUGGCAUCAUAUUGUCGGGAAAGGAUUUGUCGAAUACAUUGAUGCAUCAGAAGAGGAGACUACAAUGAUAUCGAUGACAAUAAAUGAUCUUGUCAAUUCGAGGCGAAGUUCAGGCGAUGCUUACACUGAAACAUACACUCAUUGCGAAAUCCAUCCGUCGUUGGUGUUAGGCGUUUGCGCUUCGAUCAUACCAUUUCCUGAUCACAAUCAGUCCCCUCGUAACACAUAUCAAUCCGCAAUGGGGAAGCAAGCGAUGGGAAUAUAUGUUACUAAUUACCAACUACGAAUGGAUACAUUAGCAUAUGUUCUUUACUAUCCCCAAAAGCCUCUCGUCACGACUCGUGCUAUGGAACAUUUGCAUUUUCGACAGCUUCCUGCCGGCAUAAAUGCUAUUGUUGCCAUAGCUUGCUAUUCUGGAUACAACCAAGAAGAUUCUAUUAUCAUGAACCAAUCUUCGAUUGAUCGUGGAUUCUUUCGAUCCUUAUUCUUCCGGUCAUAUAGGGAUGAAGAGAAGAAGAUGGGAACACUAGUUAAAGAGGACUUUGGGUGUCCUAAUAGAGACAGCACCCUCGGUAUGCGACAUGGAUCUUAUGACAAGUUAGACGAUGAUGGAUUCGCUCCGCCUGGAACUAGAGUGUCCGGAGACGAUGUUAUUAUUGGCAAGACGACGCCGAUUUCUCCGGAGGAAGCUCAAGGGAAAUCUGCUAGAUUCACAAACAAGGAUCACAGCACAAGUUUACGGCACAGCGAAAGUGGAAUUGUCGACCAGGUUCUAUUGACGACCAACGCUGAUGGAUUAAGGUUCGUCAAGAUACGUAUGCGAUCAGUUCGAAUACCUCAAAUCGGCGACAAAUUCAGCAGCCGGCACGGCCAAAAGGGAACCAUCGGAAUGACUUACACACAAGAUGAUAUGCCGUGGACAAUCGAAGGCAUUACGCCGGACAUCAUAGUUAACCCUCACGCCAUACCUUCUCGUAUGACAAUUGGCCAGCUCAUCGAGUGCAUCAUGGGCAAGGUUGCGGCGCAUAUGGGCAAGGAAGGCGAUUCCACGCCUUUCACCGAUGUUACGGUAGACAACAUUAGUAAAGCUCUUCACAAAUGUGGAUUCCAAAUGCGCGGUUUCGAGAGAAUGUACAACGGUCACACCGGGCGUCUGCUGUCCGCAAUGAUAUUUUUCGGGCCUACUUAUUACCAGCGACUCAAGCACAUGGUGGAUGACAAAAUCCACUCUCGAGGCCGAGGCCCCGUGCAGAUACUAACUAGGCAGCCAGCCGAGGGACGGUCUAGAGACGGUGGUUUGAGGUUCGGGGAGAUGGAGCGCGACUGCAUGAUCGCCCACGGAGCUGCGCACUUUCUCAAGGAGAGGCUGUUCGAUCAGAGCGACGCAUACAGGGUUCAUGUUUGUGAGAAAUGUGGCCUAAUCGCAGUUGCGAGUAUGAAGAAACCGUCGUUCGAGUGCCGAGGCUGCAAGAACAAGACAGACAUUGUUCAGGUGAAUAUUCCUUAUGCCUGCAAGCUUUUGAUCCAAGAACUCAUGGCUAUGGCUAUUUCCCCAAGGCUACUCACUAAGGAAGACAAAAAAAUGAAAGGGAAGGAACAGAAGAAAGCAGAAGCAGUCUGUCGAGGGGGUGGGGUGUGGUGGGUGGGUAGGGGUGGGCUUGAUGAAUUCUCCACCGUGGAUCGAUAA